This is a messenger RNA of Hydra vulgaris (swiftwater hydra), 624 nucleotides long. RefSeq names its product THAP domain-containing protein 2-like. NCBI's taxonomy places the organism in Eukaryota, Metazoa, Cnidaria, Hydrozoa, Anthoathecata, Hydridae. The record is from RefSeq and is a predicted model, not a curated record.
AUGCCCAGAAAAUGUUGUGUUACUGGUUGUAAUUCUAACUAUGACUCAGUAAAAGAUAAGACAACUACUUUCAGAUUACCGAGAGAUCCAGUAGAGCGUCUAAGAUGGAUUAAAGCAAUCCCAAGAGAAAAUAUACCAGACAAACAUGACACUGUAGUUUGUGCAAAACAUUUUCCACCAAACUUCCAAGUUAUUAAAGUAAAAGGAAGAGAAAGACCUCGAGAUCCACCUAGUGUAUUCGAACAAAUACCCAAGAGUUUAGUGCCAACUCCUCCACCAGAAAAAAGAACAACAACAAAAUCCAAAAGCUCUGUAAGAUCAAUAAAAGAAGAUGAACUUUCAAAAUUCGAAGAGCUUUACAAAAUUAAUUCAUUCGAAAAUUUUUGUAAUUCGUUAUCUCUAGAAAAACUUAAUGAUUCAGUUGUUUAUUAUAAUUGUUUAAAUAGCUGUUGUAUUCAAUCAAAAGAGCAUGAAAACAAUACUGGUAUUAAUAAAUUUUGUUUAAUAGUAUUUAAUGACUUAUCAUAUGAAGCCUAUCAUGCUGGAGUAAGAUGCACUAUUGCUUCCUUAGUUAAAAUAAGUUCAAAUGUUGGUCGCAAGUUCAUGAGGCAUUACGAUAUUUGA